Molecule: messenger RNA, 916 nt
Organism: Hippocampus zosterae (dwarf seahorse)
Lineage: Eukaryota; Metazoa; Chordata; Actinopteri; Syngnathiformes; Syngnathidae
Gene: tcta
Product: T cell leukemia translocation altered
Exons: 3
Coding region: 153-458 (101 amino acids)
Source: RefSeq, a predicted model, not a curated record
CGUCACUGAGUAUCCCUCAACACACUUCCGUAGCCAGCGAAGCCUGCUUCGCUCUGGCGAGCGAGAGACGUUUGUUGUUCUACCGAUCGAGCGAUGUUCGACAAAUGUACUUGUCUAUGUACACGACAAACGCUGGGAAGUAACCGGGCAUUAUGGAGCAGCCUUGGGACUUUGAAUUUCUGUCCCGUAUCGCCGACGGCUGCUUGUCGUUUCUUUCCGAAUUCGCGGAGGACUGGCUCGCCAACGACUUGAGAGUCUCUAUAUUCAAAAUCCUCCUCACCUGGUUGAUUUUCAGUCUCCUGGCUAUUCACUUUGCUUGGAAGGUUUACGGCAACACGGUGAACGACAUGUAUUAUCGCCAGGGUAGCGGCCAAAACGGGGGUACACCUGACAAAACAACUGGCCUGGGGAGCCGGGGGGGCACAUCGGGGGAACCAUUCAAAUCUCAUCGGGAUUAGCCAGACAUCUGAAACUCCCAGAGACAGUGAAUGCACCUUCGAAUUCUGACUAUUAAGGGUUUGUCGUCAGUUUUUAUAAACUUUACAUGCUCCUAGAACACGAUUGUAAAUACACAAUUGAUUAUAAAUAUUGUGUCUGAUUAUUAAACAAGAUGCCUAGACUCAGUAUAGUGGCUCACUGUAUAUUGGGAAAAAUCUUCUGUGGUUUUUGCAGAUAAUGUGAGCCAAUGACAAAGGUGUUCGCAGGGAUGAAUGGACCCCAAACCCCAUUUUUUCCCGAGGGAUCCCUUAAGUGCGAAUGGAACUUGAAUGCCACGAUUUACUCACAUUAGAUGGCGUGGGUCGUGGGAAAAUAAUCUUGGCAAGUUGAUGACAUGCGGCACUACUCCUCUGGCAUCACAUCAAAAUAUUAACCCAAGAUAGAAGAUUAGCCCAUAUUUCAAUUUUCAACUUAAUCC